CAUGGCCACUCACAUCCACAUUCUUCUUUUCCAAUCCUUUCUCAGAUUUUUCAGUCACACCCACAAAAAGUACACAUCCCAAACAACCCCUUACCUUCCUCUUAUUCAAGUUGUUAUCAAACCAUAUUGUAUUCAAUUCAAUCACUGGCUCUUCACUUGAAAUUUCUACUUUGGUCAAAUUCAAUACAAAGCCCCAUCUCCAAUGCCAGGCACCAUCCAUGUUUCAGUUAUGGCCCACAAGGACCUUCAAUCUUCAUCACCCACUUCAUCAAUUCUAAUAAAGGUUUCCAUGGGGAAAAGAGAGUAUCAAACUUGGGACGAAGGGGUCUUCUCUUUUCCAUUGACAACCCUUCGCGACAAUUUGAGUAUUACACUUGAGGAUACAGAGGGGAAUGAAAUUUCGCAUAGAGUUGUUCAAUCCAUGUCGGUCGUGGAAAAAGGUUCUUGGGAUGAGUUUCUCCCACUUGAAGGAGGGGGGCAUGUGCAUAUGAAGUUGCAGUUUGUCCUUAGUGAAGAAGAGCGCAGCCGAAUUCGUAUCAUGAGAGAAUCUGCAAUGAAGAAGAAAAAUGGUGAUCUGCUCAAAUCUUUGGAAACUGCUAGUACUGCUGGUGGUAUUGUCUUGUCAUCUUUGCGCAUUAACCAUGAGGUCUCAGAUUCACAAAGAAGUGUUACCCAUAAUGAAGCGACAAGCAUUGGAAAUCUAGCUGCUGAAUAUGCUAUUGGGAACGAAGAAGAAAUUGCAAUUCAUCAGAAACAGAUCACCCCAAAUGAUGCAGAUGGAAGUGAAGAGACUUCAUCUGCAGCUUUGAUGUCAAAAAUGAUUAAUAAAUUCGUUGAGAAGACUGAGACUAAGUUACGCCACGUUGAUGUUCCCAAAACACCUGUUUUUUUCCAAGAAAAUUCAUCUGAUACGAAGAAGAAUUUAGUUGCAUCCGAACUGAAGAAUGAUCAGGCUGAUCAACUGGAGAAGCCGGACCUACUCGAGAGAACUCCUAUCAAUGUAAGGGAAAUGAUAAGUGCCUUUGAAAGUAGUCUAGCUAAGCAGGAUACGAGGCCUGGUAUUAAACCACCAUUAACAAAACCACAAUCUAGUAAAGUUGGAUCAGAAUCUCCUGAGGAUCUAAAUUUGAAAGAAAUGACUAAACAAUCCAAGCUGACUUCUGGAAGACUCAAGAAUCCUUUUCUAACCAGGGAAUUGCAACAAAUCCAGACAUAUGAACUGAAAAGGAAAGAGCAUAUUGGUUUUGAUCAAGAUAGUACUGUACAAAUCCAAUUUAAAGAAACCGAAUCAAUUGCGAAGCAUGAACCAAGAAAGCCACAGGAAGAUUUGGUGAGAAUGUCUGCGGUUGAAGCAGCUACAAUUUUGGGAACCAUGCGUGAGGAGCAUUCAGAGUUCCACCAACCUCGUAAUUUGUUGGUUAACCAGGAAGAUUCUGAUGGCACCUCAAAUAAUUCAAAUGAAAUUAAUAUUCAAGGACCUUCAGAGGAUAAAUUGAAAUCUACUUUCUGUGAAAAUCUGCAUUCUUUUUAUGUAAGCUCUGGUGCUUGGGUAUUCCCAGAUCACACAAGGCGCUUGUGUAUAACAACGGGAAGCAAACAAUUAAUGGAUUUAGUUGGAGGUUGUGGAAUUGAAGAAUGGACCCAUAAAGUAAAGAAGAGUAUUUCAUUACCAGAAAAUGUGGAAGAGUUUGGAAAUUACACUGAGGUGAACAAAGGUAACAAGACUUCUCACGAACCAAGAAAAUCAAGGCUUGAGAGUUCUGCAGAAGUUGAAACUUCUACUGGAGCAGUUGGACAGGCAAUGAAAAUUGCAAUAAUGGUAGCUUUUGGAACACUUGUUCUUGUUACGAGACAAAGAAAACCCAGUUGGAAUUGAAGUUAAACAACUUGCUCUUUGCGAUAAUGCAGAUAGGAAUGCCAAUCUUGGGAUCACAUGCAACUUGUCGCUUCACGGUAAUGCAGAUAAAAGUGCUGAUCUUGGGAUCUACAAUCAUCACCAUGAGGGCUGCAACAAUUUGUAUUAACGUUUGCUUUGCAUUUGCUAAUUGGCAGGAAGGAACAAAUUGUAUCCACCAGAUUCUUUUUUGUUACAUGUAAUAAAACAUGGACAAACAGGCCCCUUCAGGGUUACUGACGGAAAUUAUAAUCUCUGUUGUAAAAUUUUCUCAAUGUAUAGUGAUUACAAUUUUAAGAUACUUCUCAAAUAACCCUUGUUCUGCGUUA
Molecule: messenger RNA, 2223 nt
Organism: Camellia sinensis
Lineage: Eukaryota; Viridiplantae; Streptophyta; Magnoliopsida; Ericales; Theaceae
Source: RefSeq, a predicted model, not a curated record